AGUCCAGCACUUCAAACAAACAGGCAUUGAACACCAAUGAGGUCAUGGCUUCACCGCCAGGCAAAGAGCUUCAACCGCUUGUCAGCCCAGUAAAAACCCAGUCUGGGGGGAGAGAAAAAAAUCGCCCACUGACAACUGAGUAAAAGGACAGGGGAACAUUUGUUGUGAAGCUUUACAAGAAAAAGAAACUUAGUGUAAUUAGAAACAUUCCCUUUUGGAGUCUCUUGGACUGCUUUAUAUAGAUUCCUGCCUCGCUGUCGUGCCAGCUGAGUGCCAGUUAAAUGCUGAGCAGCCGCUUCAGAGUUACAACACUGCACAGAGCCGGGAUUUUCUCAAGCAAAGGUUGACCAGUUUGGAGUUGGACUGAGCAGCUGAACAUCGUUAAGCACUAACUACAGCUACCAGGCAGCUACUCUGAGUGUUACUUCUGUGCUUCAACAGAAAUGCCUUGGAAACACAAACCAGUCCUCCUGUGUGUGUUGACAGCCUGCAUCACAGCACUGGUGUUGGGUUUAGAGGAAAGGGUGAAAUAUGAUGAGUGCGCCGACCUCAGCAACACCACCUGGCAGGAGUACCGGCAGCGGCGAAUCAAGCUGCAGGUCGAGUACCUGCUGAUGACCAGAGCAAACAUGGACUGCGCACAAAGGUUUGACCAGGACUCUCUCGGUGAAUCACAGCAGCAGUCGUCCUACUUCAACAUCUCCCGGCCCACCAAGGUCAUCAUCCACGGGUACAGGGCCCUGGGCAGAAAGCCGUCCUGGGUGAAGGAGCUGGCGCGGGCCCUGCUGAGGGCGCAGGAUGCGAACGUUGUGGUAGUGGACUGGGUCUAUGGUGCUUCCUUCGCCUACAACCUGGUGGUGGAGAAUUACAAGGAAGUGGCUCUGCAGAUCUCCGUCCUCAUCAACCAGAUGCAGAAACAUGGAUGCAAACUAGAGUCCUUCCACUUCAUCGGGAUCAGUCUUGGGGCGCACGUCGCUGGUUUUGUGGGGACUCUGUUUGAGGGGAAGAUAGGAAGAAUCACAGGUGUUGACCCAGCUGGUCCCAUGUUUAAAGGAGCCGACACAUAUGACCGUCUGGACCCGUCUGAUGCUCAGUUUGUCGACGCCAUCCACACAGACUCUGACUAUUUUGGUAUUUCCAUCCCUGUCGGUCAUGUGGACUUCUUUCUGAACGGAGGAAAGGACCAGACUGGAUGUGCUCGCUCCAGGUUCAACUCAAUUCUCAUCUACUUCCCAGUGUAUGGUUAUGUGAUAUGUGACCACAUGAGGGCGCUGCAUGUCUACAUGAGCGCACUCAACGGCUCGUGCCCAAUAGUGGGGAUCCCGUGCCACAGCUAUGAGGACUUCCUGAAGGGACGCUGUUUGGACUGUGAUGUCUUCAAGGGCAGGUGUCCAACUAUAGGUUUAUCAGAAAACAAUGGGAUAACCACGUCUCCACUCCCCAGAGAGCAGAAGCUGUUCCUGCUCACUACGUCUUCGCCACCUUUUUGCUCUCAUCACAUCCUGCUGCAGCUGGAGGUUUCUCCUCUGGAUAAGAGCGCUGAGUUGGAGGUGACACUGAUGACCGAGAACCAGGGAACACAGCGGCGGCUCAGGCUUCGGACAGAUACGACGGUGUACAGGAUGGUGUUGUCUCACCCCGUCGCUCUGUGUGAGAUCAACACCAUCAAGCUGAAGAACACCGGAGCUCGUUUCUACAGACAGGGAGACGUCCACGUCAAGUCUGUGUGCCUCACAGAGUUCCCCUCUCUCAGGCGAGAGGAGCCACUGUGUGUGAACAACUUCCACGUCAGACGAGGAGCUCCGUGGUCACAUGACUUGGUGCAGGUGUGUGGCUUCUACUAAGGAAGUGAGAUCUACUCAAAAAGACACUGAGGGGGGAAAACACAUCUACAGUGAAGUCACCCAACUUUCACUGUUCACCAUAAUGAUCAGAGCCAAAGACUGCAUUUUAUCCUGGAGAGGAAGUUACCAUUAGAGAGACGAUCACUCUGCUACUGAUAACAAGCAGCCUAGUUGUACUUUAUUAUUUGGUUAUCUGGCUAAUCCACUGAUCCUCCAACGUCAUGACUUUGUUGUCAUUCAGGUUUGCCUUUCCGUUCCCCCCCUGCAGCUCCCUAUUCUUCUGUAUUCUGGUUUUAGGAUGUUCCAGGUUUCUUACAUAUUUUCUAACUUGUAGUUUUAAUGGUGCUGAAUUCAGUUUGUCUUGUAAUAAACUGGUGACUGUGCUCUGCUUUUCUCUGUAGAUGUUUGAAAGUUAAAUAUUGAUGUUUGACAUUGGUGGACACCAAUUCAGUUACACUGAUAAAGACAUACUUGUUAUAUUUCAUUUCUUUUCUGCUGAUAAACCCCCUAAAUCCUGUACACGCUGGGCCUUUAAGUGACCUUCUCACAGAUAUGUCAGGAAGUAGACAGUCACAGAAAACAAACUACAUCUUCACUGCACACAAAGAGCAUUAAGAAGAAAUCAUGACCCCAUGAACAAAACACAGACAUCUUCAUUUUAGUCCCAUCUCUGUAUUUUGGAAGUCAAUAACAAGACCAAUAAUGCAGUUCACAGUUUACACGUGUAUUAAAUAUUUAAUUAGUUACAAAAUUUAAAAAAAAAAAAAAAAAAAACAACAUGAUGUACAGGCAUCCAAUAUAUCGCCAAAGAAGAACAAAGAGGUUCUCCUACAGAAGAAUUUGACAUUAUUAAGGGUGCAUUCAGAGAAAUAAACAUGACCAAUGAAACAUGAAAGUGAAAUGGAGAAAAAUCUAAACAGGCCAAGCUGCAGGUUAAAUGUUCGUACAUGUGUGGAAAGUUCUAGAGAAAUAUACAGAACUAAUUUUUUUACAGGUCUCGAAAGGAUAAAGAAUUGAGUAUUAUACAGGCCUGCUGAUUUUCAAGCAGUUGUUCAGUCAGUUCGAUCCAGAAAAUGUGUGGUAACCUCACUAAUUUAAAUCAAUAUUCUUUCUUAACACUGAGUUAGAGUUUGGGGGGGGGGGGG
Messenger RNA from Epinephelus fuscoguttatus (brown-marbled grouper), 2989 nucleotides. It is a transcript of the gene pla1a, whose product is annotated as phospholipase A1 member A. The coding region runs from base 444 to 1844 and encodes 466 amino acids. Gene Ontology annotation, molecular function: lipase activity; carboxylic ester hydrolase activity. The transcript has 11 exons. The record is from RefSeq and is a predicted model, not a curated record. Gene Ontology annotation, biological process: lipid metabolic process. NCBI's taxonomy places the organism in Eukaryota, Metazoa, Chordata, Actinopteri, Perciformes, Serranidae.